Messenger RNA from Sclerotinia sclerotiorum 1980 UF-70, 1251 nucleotides. RefSeq lists its product as hypothetical. The transcript is spliced from 3 exons. The coding region runs from base 1 to 1251 and encodes 416 amino acids. The record is from RefSeq and is a predicted model, not a curated record. Lineage: Eukaryota; Fungi; Ascomycota; Leotiomycetes; Helotiales; Sclerotiniaceae. Gene Ontology annotation, cellular component: mitochondrion.
AUGUCCACAACACGCUUGACCUUUCUCUAUCCCACCCUUUUUCGUGCAAUUAGAGCUAGCGAACCUAUUGUUCCAAGAGUACGAAUACAAUCCAAACGAGCAUCUCGCCCACAACGAUCGAGACAAUUUGGCACAACGCAGAGAAGGAGGGAUGUGUUUGUGCAAAGACAUGGAAAAGCUGUAGAGCCUUUCCUGAAAGAGGGAGAGGAUGAAAGCAAUGUGAAAGUUUUCCUACCGGAGAAAGAAGUCGAGGAAGAAGAAGAAGAGGAAAAUACGAAGGGCACGAAAGUGGGGAGGGAGUCACAGAAAAGCAGCAAACCAAAAGACACUGAUGGAAUGGCAGAAAGGGGGCCCUCAUCUGCAUCGCCAUUAUCGGAAGAAACGCAAGCUGCUUCAACAAUAGCUGGAGAUCCCGGAGUUACGGCGAGAUCUACUACCGCUCAAGGACCAGAACAAUUGACACCCCGCCAACAAGCUGCUGCGAAUACUGGGAAGAUGGCACCGCUGGAGACAGUAUUACAUAUGCCACCGCCUGAGUCAGCCGAAGCUCAAAAUUCAUUAAAACCACCACAUCUACAGACGCCACCUUAUGUUCAUCAUUUCGACACAUAUGCUUUAGUUCAGCAGGUUCAACAAGGGGGAUUUACAAAAGAUCAGAGCAUUACUUCUAUGAAGGCAGUGAGAGAAUUGUUGGCGCUUAACUUGGAUGUUGCGAAGGAGGGCUUAGUUAGCAAGAGUGACGUAGAAAACGAAACUUACCUAUUCCGCGCAGCGUGCUCAGAAUUGAAAGCCGAGAUACAAAAUAAUCGUAAAGCAAACGAGGAGAAGAUGCGCCGGGAACGGACGUUAUUGCAACACGAAGUUGACAUAUUGAAUCAAAAGCUCACUCAAGAGCUGCUCACACUCAAAGAUGAUUUGAAAGGAAUGUUCGAUGAUCGCAAAAUGACUGUACGACAAGAACAACGUACAAUGGAAACUGGAAUCCAAGAACUAAACUACAAAAUCACCGUCAUGCUAAACAGCGACGCCAAAUCCGAAAUAGAAGGACUCCGAUGGGUUCUCACACGAAGAUCAGUAAUGGGAAUAUUAUUCAUGGCAUUCAUGGUCCUAACAAGCUUAAGAUACGCAAGCUACAAAGCUCACGAGCACGAAGAGAAAAGAAGAAAAGAAGCAGAAAUCCAUGCGAAACACGAUGAACAUAUUCAGGAUUUACCAUCCCAAGGAGCAGCGGAGAUACUAGCUGCUAAUUAG